AUGUAUCUAAUCUAUAAGAAAAUCAAGAAGCGCAACGAGAGGAAAGCCCUAGAAGCUGCACUCUCGACUGCAUCCAACGACCAUGCCAGACAAACACACCUGUCCAUUGAAGACACAGAACUCCUACAGACGAGGGGACAGAAGGUCAUCUCUCCCGAGCAAGCUGCCGAGAAGAGACGGGACAGAAUCUACCGAUGGAAGAUUGUCUUGGGACUAUUUGGUCCCUACUGCCUACAAGCCAUGGACACAACGAUAGUGGCCUCAGCUCUACCGUACAUCGCCGAAGACUUCAAUCAACUCAAACAACUGAACUGGAUAGUCUCAGUCUUCAACCUGACAUCCGCCGCCUUCCUCUUCUUCUGGGCCCAACUAACGGACCUCUUCGGUCGACACAUCGUCCUCCAAUCCGCCAUCGCUAUUAUGGCAAUCGGCUCCGCAAUCUGCACCGGCGCCCCGACAUCAUCAUUCAGCGUCCUCCUCCUCGGCCGCGCCUUGCAAGGCGUCGGCGCCGCAGGUGUCAACAUUUCCAUCCGCACCAUCCUCGCAGACGGUGUUUCACUAUCUGGGUACGCGGUGAACUGGACGAUCUUCGCGCUUGUUUCCAGCGUCGGAUUCAGCAUCGGCCCCGUCGUCGGCGGAUAUCUGACGCAGACAUCGUGGCGCUGGUGCUUUGCCAUUAACCUGCCCAUCGCAGUCGUUGCAAUGCUUGUUGUGGCUAUUGUUUUGAGGAAGGAGCUACAAGGUCCACAGCCUAUUCCUGAACACGAGAGGGGAAGGACCUCGACUCGGUCGGGACGGUUGCUGGCGAGGAUCUCUACGAUUGACUACGGCGGCCAAAUGCUCUUCCUCUGGGGAUUUGGUCUUCUUAUCCUCGCAUUGACCUGGGCAGGUGGUACAUACUCAUGGACAUCUGCUGCUGUCCUGGUGCCGAUGGUAAUCGGCGCCGUUCUGGCCAUUGCUUGGCUCGUCUAUGAAUGGCUUAUGGUGCCGGGCUCAGUGAUGGCACGGCUGCUACCGCGCCAAAAGGCAAUGAUGCCGUGGGAACUCCUCCAACAACGGGACAUUGGACUGCUAUUCGUGAUCAAUUUCACGGUCGGUAUUUGCCUGUUCGCUGUUAUGUACUUCAUGGAUCUAUACUUUGCGCUGGUGGAGGGAAAACCUUCUAGCGAUGCCGGUCUGGCGCUUCUUUAUUUACUUCCAGGCUUGGGUGCUGGUCUUUUCAUGGCUAUGUUCUUCUCAAACGUCUGGCCACGACAAACCUUCCCCGCCCUUCUUCUUGGCAGCAUAACCUCCGCAACGGGGAUGACUGUUCUAGCAUGGGGCGUCAAAUCCGGCAACACGAGCUUGAUAUACGGUAUGAUGGCGCUAAUCGGACAUGGAGUGGGGAUACGAAUGAAUCCGGCCUCAUUGCACGGUUUGGCAUUCUUUCCUGCCAUGACGGCCCAGAUCUCGUGUCUGGCUGCCUUCGCUGUUCCGUUUGGAGGUCUGCUUGGGUUGACGAUUAUGUCGACGGUAUUUACGAACAAGAGUGGUGUUGGACAGCGGGAUGCUCAGGAUGGGAUCAUGUGGGCAUUUGUUGCUAUGCUCCCUUUCAUGUGGCUCUCUGUCCUGUCUACCACUUUCCUUGGCAAUGUGUGGAUCUUGGAGGGGGAUGGUCAUGAAGUGGUUAACAAGCCCUAUUUCUGGGCUAGGAUUUUGCGAAAAGAUGUUGCGAGGGAGAGGAGGGAUCGCGGCGAGCAGAUGGGGCCUGUUGGGAAGACCGGGGAUAUCGAGGCAACUGGUGGUGGUCACCAGAGGGAAGGAGGGCGGAUUUAG
Messenger RNA from Penicillium bovifimosum, 1815 nucleotides. RefSeq lists its product as uncharacterized. Lineage: Eukaryota; Fungi; Ascomycota; Eurotiomycetes; Eurotiales; Aspergillaceae. Gene Ontology annotation, biological process: basic amino acid transport; transmembrane transport. The record is from RefSeq and is a predicted model, not a curated record. Gene Ontology annotation, molecular function: basic amino acid transmembrane transporter activity. The transcript has 3 exons. The coding region runs from base 1 to 1815 and encodes 604 amino acids. Gene Ontology annotation, cellular component: fungal-type vacuole membrane.